This is a messenger RNA of Fusarium sp. VM40, 1977 nucleotides long. The record is from the annotation of a GenBank genome assembly. NCBI's taxonomy places the organism in Eukaryota, Fungi, Ascomycota, Sordariomycetes, Hypocreales, Nectriaceae.
AUGGCACGGCCCGAGUUAACAGAGCCCGAUGCAGGGCCCUCUUCCAGAGGCGAUCGCCUACGCAACAUCUUGCGAAAGCCCGCGUCAAACCUCGCCCUUCGAAUCACCGACCUUGAUCGCUAUCGCAACAUGUGGGAAGUCAGCUGGGCGGCUCCGAAAGAGUCGAGGAAGGAGCAUCGAGACAACAUGGACACCUCUGGGCCCAAGGCCAGCAGCAAUAAUGCCAUGAAAGCGAGGUCGCUCUUCAGUCGGGGUUCCUCCACGUCCAGCGAGACGCCGUCGUUUGGUACAUUUUCUCGGCCCAAGAAUGUUGAUGAAUCGAUAUCGCCGACCGUGUCUUCCUCAUCGUCCAAGAUAAGUGCCACGGCCUACAAUUACGAACUCGAGUCAGACAGGAUAUCGACAUUGUCUGCCGGUAGCGAACACACCACCGUCAACGUGGCUCGCAUUGUUGACCUCAGCUCCCGUCGCAGAGGUCACAUCCUGGAUUCCUCUCGAGAGAUACACGCCGGCGACAAUGCGCUGCUUGAUCCGCCUUCCCCCACACUCACUUCGUCGUCCACUCCGUGGGAUACAGAGAGUAUUGAGCGCGGGCUGCUGCUGCCUUGGCCUCUAAUUCAAGCUUUGAGUGAGGAUUCCUUUAUCGCAAGACGAACAGAGGCGACAGUGACACCACGUACAUCUUACGAUACCCCGUUUCUCAUGAACUGCGGUGUGACUAUUGAGGCAACACCUAGCGUAAAGUCCAAAAGUCGCUCUCAACCUACUAGUAACCCGUCAGUCAUCAAUCCGACUCAUAUUGAUCUUCCAUUAACCCCCCACAGGACAUCUCAAACGCAGCCGCAGCGACCGCAAAGCAGUCGAUCAACGACCAAAGCCAAGACACCCAGACGUAUGCCCUCUUCAACAGCAUCAUUGAGAGUCGAAAGCCUCGAUAGCUGGAAGCCCCCCAACGCUUGGAACUGCACACCCACGGAGCCCGGGUUCCAGUUCCCAGAUGAGCCUAUCGAAGUACCAGAGCCAUCCAUUCCGAGGGAGCUCAACGCUAUGCAGCUGGGUGUGAAGCAGUUAGCCAGGGAGAGCAACAUGGUCAGACUACUUCGCCUGAUUGAAUGUCAAAGUGACAAUGGACCUCCCACUGAUUGUCAAGACCUUGAGGUUGAGAAAAUGCAGUGGAUGCUCGCUGCCAUGUACAACCUGGAUGGUCCAGAGUAUCCCGAUAUCAACAGUGAUGGCUUUCCCAUUGAGCCUGCUGAUCCGCCAAAGAGAUUACUCGCUCUUUAUGAAACUCCUGCUGUCACUUCAUACCUGGCUGCAGUCAACCACAAUAAACAACUCCACCACCUCUCCGCUGCGCCCCUCUCUCAUGAAGCAUUUCCAAACAUCCACCCUGUCCUCUCACCAGUGAGGUCACCGGCGGCAUUCCCUGUUGCGCCAUCUACCAUCGAAGCCGUCCACUCACUACGAUUACCUUUGGCCAUGCCAUCACAAGACAUACCCGCUCUCUUGAGAAAUAUUCAUCGAUGUCUUGAACCCGGUGGCUCAUUACACCUCACCAUAAUCGACCCUCUUCCCGUCACCAGCACUCUUGGACCCCUCUUACGAACCUGGAUCGACGACCAUCUACUAUUCAACCUGGAAUCCAGCUUCCGUUGCACCAACCCAAGCAAGCUACUCCCCGUUUGGUUGAAAAGCGCAUCACUGCGCGUCGACCCCAACUGCGUCGAGACAACACAAUUCUUCUCCAUCCCACUCCACAGCAGUCAGCUUCAAUAUGUGAGAGAUGGCCAUGUGUCUGAAGAAGGCCUGACGCAGGAGCUUCGAAACAUCGUCGGUCGGAUGCUCUGGACGGAGAUUUGGAGAGAGUAUAUCAUUGCUGAACGAUGGUGGUGGGAGGAUCCAAAUAUUCUACGGGAAUGCGUUGAGUGGAAAACGACAUGGGAGUGGCGGUUGAUUGAGGCUGUCAAGGAUACAUAA